GAGAGAGAGAGGAGAGAGAGUUUAGCCCAAACACCAAAGGCUGUUGUGUUUCUUGUUUUGAUCAUUUUAGAUGCAGAAGCAGAGCAAAACGAGCCAGGCGGAGGAGACGUACGAUUCCCAUAUUCUUGGACCAUCUCCGAUCAGUCAGUUUGAUUCUUUGUAGGAUCUAAACUUCGUCGGCCGAUCGAAUUUGCGAUUUUCUCUUCUGGGUUCGGCUCAGAAUCCCAAGAAAUCUUAGAGAGAGAGAGAAAAGCCAUGGGGGUAGAUUAUUACGAGGUAUUGAAGGUGGACAAGAACGCGACCGACGAUGAUCUGAAGAAGGCGUACAGGAAAUUGGCAAUGAAGUGGCAUCCUGACAAGAACCCCAACAACAAAAAGGAAGCCGAGGCCCAAUUCAAGCAGAUCUCUGAAGCCUAUGAGGUUCUGAAUGACCCUCAGAAACGGGUGAUCUACGAUCAAUACGGCGAGGAAGGCUUGAAGGACAUGCCGCCCCCAGGUAGCAGCGGCAACUCGAGCGGUUUCAACCCCAGAAACGCGGAGGACAUAUUUGCGGAGUUUUUCGGCAGCAGCCCUUUCGGGUUCGGGUCGUCCGGACCCGGUAGGUCGAUGAGAUUCCAGUCGGACGGGGGCGGAGGAGUGUUCGGGGGAUUCGGCGGAGGCGAGAACAUUUUCAGAACGUACAGCGAGGGGAACGGCGCCAUGCCCCAGAAGCCGCCGCCAAUUGAGAGCAAACUGCCUUGCAGUCUCAAGGAGCUAUACUCGGGAUCGACAAGGAAGAUGAAGAUAUCAAGAACAGUGAUGGAUGCCAAUGGCCGGCAAACCGUGGAGACGGAGAUACUGACGAUCGAGGUGAAACCCGGGUGGAAGAAAGGAACGAAGAUCACUUUCCCCGACAAAGGGAACGAGCAGCCGAACCAACUCCCCGCCGACCUCGUGUUCGUGAUAGACGAGAAGGCCCACGACUUCUACAAAAGGGACGGCAACGACCUCAUUGUGAACCACAGGGUGACGCUGGCGGAGGCGAUCGGCGGCACGACCGUGAGCCUCACCAUGCUGGAUGGCCGGGAUCUGUCGAUCCCAGUGGCGGACAUCGUGAGCCCCGGCUACGAGCUGAUAGUUGCGAGGGAAGGGAUGCCCAUAGUGAAGGAGCCUGGGAACAGGGGAGAUCUCAGGAUCAAGUUCGAGGUGAAGUUCCCGACCAAAUUGACGGAGGAGCAACGGGAGGGGCUCAAGCGCGCCCUCGGGGGUUGAGACAAACGUUACGUACAUACAUGUAUACAUACACACAGCUACAUAGAGGAAAGCAUGAAUUCGCUUCGGCCACCGGAUGCCGUCCGAACUGAACACUGAUCAUAGAUGCUUUACAUGAGACGUUUCCCAUUUGCUGUGUUUUCCCCAUGUUUUCUUGUAUCCAGUCCGAUCGUACACGCACAUCCU
This is a messenger RNA of Rhodamnia argentea, 1437 nucleotides long. Its product is annotated as dnaJ homolog subfamily B member 4. Gene Ontology annotation, molecular function: protein-folding chaperone binding. The coding region runs from base 256 to 1251 and encodes 331 amino acids. The transcript has 3 exons. Gene Ontology annotation, cellular component: cytosol. The record is from RefSeq and is a predicted model, not a curated record. NCBI's taxonomy places the organism in Eukaryota, Viridiplantae, Streptophyta, Magnoliopsida, Myrtales, Myrtaceae.